AUGAAGUUUUUACUUCUUACCACCAUCGUCACGGGGGCAGCUGCCUGGAACCUGUCAGCAAAGCUCUGUCAAGAUUUCGAUUUGACUGUGACAGUUACCUCAAGCAAUUUUGUUUUCGGAGCACCGAAGUUCAAUAAUAAUUUUGAUAUUACUGAUUUUGUGACCGACUUGACAAGCAGAGAGCCCCCGAAAACCUUCAGUCCCCUGUUACCAGACAAGAUCAAUCAGACUGGAACCUAUAAAAUCGGUUCGACUUUCUGUGCCCCCUCCAACCCGCAUGCGCCGAAUAGAUAUACUGUCAUUUUUGCGACUCAUGGACUGAACUUUGACCGAACAUAUUGGGAUUCAGGCUUUCAGCCAGAAAAGUAUAGUUUCGUUGAUUAUGCCAUAAGCCAAGGCUAUUCAGUCUUCUACUAUGAUCGACUAGGAGUAGGAUCCUCUUCAAUUGUUUCCGGAUACAUCAACCAACUCCCCAUUCAAUCCGAAAUUGCAAAACAAUUGGCCCGAAUUGUCAAAUCUGGAAGAUAUCCAGGGUCCAUCGGCAAACCUAAGUCUUUGGUCAUAGUCGGGCACAGCUUCGGAAGUUCGAUUUCGGCAGCCGUAGCAGCUUCUGAACCAGAUAUCGCCGAUGGCCUGAUCUUGACAGGGUUUAGCUACAAUGGAAGCAACCCCAAUAACUUUGCCCUAGCAGCACAAUUGAAGAUUGCCUCGUCACUAAAUCCCGCUAAAUGGAACAGAUUAGACACCGGCUAUGUCACUCCAGUAGACAUUUAUGCCAAUGUCAAUGGAUUCUUCAAGGCGCCGGACUAUGACCUCGCCGUAGCCGAGUACACCGAAUACAACAAAGCGCCCUUCGCGAUAGGAGAAUUUUUGACAGUGACUGCUAUUGAUAUUCUUCCAGUAGCAUUCAAAGGAGUAGCCAUGGUCAUCGCGGGGCAACGCGACUUCAUUGUCUGCCAGAGCCAAUGCGACGAUGUAAUUGAGCAUCCAGCAGCCGAGAUCUUCUCUCAAGCAUCUGCUUUUAAAGCUGUGAGCUACCCUGGAUCUGGGCACGGGAUCAACUUUGCUCUCAAUGCUACUGGUGCAUACGAGGAGAUUUUCAGCUACCUUGGCGCGAAUGGUCUCUGA
This is a messenger RNA of Lachnellula hyalina, 1128 nucleotides long. RefSeq lists its product as uncharacterized. The transcript has 7 exons. Bases 1 to 1128 code for a protein of 375 amino acids. The record is from RefSeq and is a predicted model, not a curated record. NCBI's taxonomy places the organism in Eukaryota, Fungi, Ascomycota, Leotiomycetes, Helotiales, Lachnaceae.